AUGUCACUCUUCGCGGAAGGUGUCGUUAAGAAAAGGGGCCGGCCUAGAAAGAAUGCGGUGGUCGGAGAAUCGAAUGGAGAUGGAAAUGCAGAUGUGACACUCGAGAGCGAAAGUGGUGCGGUGGUGUCUUCGGGCUUGAAGACGAAGACGAAAACGCGAGGCAAAGGGAAAAUAGAGGCCAAGAAAUCGGCAUCAGUGGCGGCAUCAUCACCACCAGCACCAGCGCAGUCACCACCAUCGGCAUCGACGUCGACAUUGACCACACCAUCGCCAUCACCGCCCUCGAAAAGAGGACCAAAAAGUCAAGUCCGAGAUGCUGGUCUUGCAGACGCCGUUGAUGAGUCGAACCCCGCAGCUACUCGUACGGCGGCGGUAAAGGCCGUAGCUGGGAGUAAAUCGCGAGGAAAAGCCACGUCGAGGUCUUUGGGCGUCAAGAAGCAAGAAUCGGUGUCUCCAGACGUCAAGAAGCAGGAAUCAGAAUUGGUGUCUGUUCGCGAUUCAACGCCACCAAGAAGAAACACGUCCAAAGGCGAAACCCGGGUAGAAAACGCUGCUGUUGUAUCUCCAUCUCCAUCCUCAUCAUUGCAAGGAGAGGGCACGGCGCCCGCAAUACAGCCUGAAACUUCAAAUCCCUCACAGACAAGCUCAAGGGAUAUCUCAAUCUCGAUCUCUAAGAUCCUACAGCAGGCGAAGGCAUUCUCUACACACUCGACGCAGCUACAGCAAGGUAUUCUGGCGUUUGUGGACGAGCGAGAGACGGAGAGGGAGUGCGAGGCUCUGAUAUCUCCAUCUUGGACACAACCCUCCGCCGACGUCGAGAUACAAGUGUCAGCUGCUCCUCCCAUGACGAUCGCAGGGUCGCUACCGUCCACCGUUCCUGCUAUCGAUAUCGCUAUCGAGCACCAAUCUUUAUCCUCCACGGCGACUCAUUCACCACCGUCUCCGUUAGCGUCACAAUCACAGCCCCAGCAACCACCACCAUCACCACAACCGCUCUCACUAGGAACGAUGCCUCUACCGCCUAUUCAAUUCAAGGGCACCACCGCCGCCGCUGCCGCCGCCACGGGCUUCGCAGGACAUAUCCGAGCUUACUCAUCCACAUCACCGCUCCCAAUGUCCACCACCGUGGCGCUCGCGGCGCGGGGACAGAGCCGUACAAAUUUACCUCCUGCCCCGCCACGUCGCACUGCACCAACGACGACAGCUCCAGCUCCAGAACCGCGUCAUCCCCUCCCCUUCACGCCACCCUCGGCCGCCGUGCCCAUCGGGCCGCGACCGCCCAAACUGUCUGAAAUGCCGCUGGAGCAGCGCAAGAAGGAUCCCCGCUACAGGAAGGCCACGGUCCGGUAUACGGCUGCGAUUGUGGCAUUGCCGUUUGCCAUUGUAACGAGCUAUCUUUUGUGGGAGAAGUAUCAGGAACAUCAAAUCUACUUGCAGAGAGUUAGGGAGGCGAGAGCAGCGGCGGAUACGACGGUUACCACGGCCGCAAAUACAACCCGGGGUGGUCCAAGUGUGGGUGGCGGUUCAGCUUCAGGUCUGCUUGAACGAGGUGUGCCACGUGGCUCUACUCCCGGGAGGCAGGAUCGAGAGUAG
Cladophialophora yegresii CBS 114405 is the source of this 1593-nucleotide messenger RNA. RefSeq lists its product as uncharacterized. Lineage: Eukaryota; Fungi; Ascomycota; Eurotiomycetes; Chaetothyriales; Herpotrichiellaceae. The transcript is spliced from 2 exons. The record is from RefSeq and is a predicted model, not a curated record. The coding region runs from base 1 to 1593 and encodes 530 amino acids.